UGUACCGUAAAGAGACCGCGCUUCACCGAGGAACCGAUCGAAUCCGACCCUACUGCUCUCAUCCCUCACAGACCAUCAGAAAGAUGCUGAUUAAAGAAUUUCGUGUGAUCCUACCCAUUUCUGUGGAGGAGUAUCAGGUAGGUCAGCUGUACUCAGUAGCAGAGGCCAGUAAGAAUGAGACAGGGGGAGGAGAGGGUGUCGAGGUCCUGAAGAAUGAACCAUAUGAGAAAGAUGGAGAAAAAGGCCAGUACACACACAAAAUCUAUCAUCUGCAGAGUAAAGUUCCAUCCUUUGUGCGAAUGUUGGCACCAGCGUCAGCUCUCAACAUUCACGAAAAAGCCUGGAACGCCUACCCAUACUGCCGCACAGUCAUCACAAACGAGUACAUGAAAGAGAAUUUUCUCAUUAAGAUAGAGACAUGGCAUAAACCCGACAUGGGGCAUCAGGAGAACGUACACGGUCUGGACCCUGAUACCUGGAAAAAGGUUGAUGUUGUGUAUAUUGAUAUUGCUGACAGGAGUCAGGUAGAGCCAAAGGAUUACAAACCAGAUGAAGACCCAGCCAAGUACAAAUCUGCCAAGACUGGUCGAGGGCCCCUGGGACCUGACUGGAGGAAAGAAUUGCCAAAAAAGACAGAAUGUCCACACAUGUGUGCCUACAAACUGGUAACGGUCAAGUUCAAGUGGUGGGGACUGCAAAACAAAGUAGAGAAUUUCAUUCAAAAGCAAGAGAAGCGCUUGUUUACCAAUUUCCAUCGGCAGCUUUUCUGCUGGAUUGAUCACUGGAUCGAACUGAACAUGGAUGACAUUCGCCGGAUGGAGGAGGAGACCAGAAAGGAGCUGGAUGAGAUGAGAGUGAAGGACCCUGUAAAAGGGAUGGUGGCUCUUGAAGACUGAACCUUCUGUAUAUAGAUGAAGUGUGCUGCUGUUUGUAUUGGUGUGUGACAGAGGUGCCGGCCACAUUGCGGUAUCACGAAAAUACAGUAUAGGCUUUCCCUGUUGUCACAUGUUAGAAAAAAACCCUUAAAACACAAGACUUGAUUUUAAUUAAUUACUGGCCUCAUGUUAUAUGAUUGUGAAAGUUUUAAACCCCACGUAUUUUGUCUUUUGUCUUUUACCUACUUUCAUACGUAGUACAUAGGAUGUUGAUCUCUAUGUGUCUCUAUAGCUCUCAGUUCUGUAGACACCAGCGGCGUCGCUCUUCAGACAAACAGGAUGAAAAUCUGUUAUAAAAUGUUAUUGUUUUAAUGUAAAAUAAUACAUUACACUUCGCCACCCUAAAAUAAUACAUAGUAUUAUUAUUAUUGUUCAUUUCUCCUUGUCUGACCAGGCUAAAGUUAGCAAGUGGAACAAAACCAACAGACAAACAUUGUGUUUUUUUGUGAUUAUUUAUAUGAAGAAACAAAAAUGAGAUAAAUAUAUCUAUACAUAUUAGGAAGGGGGUUGUCAGAGCUGUGUGAACAAUUUUUUAUCAUAAAUAUUAUCAUGUUCAUUCUCAGAUGUGUUUCGAGGACCAAGCUGACUUUCCUUAUUAAUGUUCUGCCAUCGUGUAAACUAUAGUUCUUAAAAACCAUUCAUUAUAUUUUCUGUAUAUUUAAGGUGGUGUGAGGAAUUCUUUUGGAACUACACUUAAGAACAGAAGUAAUGAAAUGUACUUUUGCUUGUCAGUGAGGUG
This is a messenger RNA of Trichomycterus rosablanca, 1674 nucleotides long. RefSeq names its product phosphatidylinositol transfer protein, alpha b (gene pitpnab). Gene Ontology annotation, cellular component: cytoplasm. NCBI's taxonomy places the organism in Eukaryota, Metazoa, Chordata, Actinopteri, Siluriformes, Trichomycteridae. Bases 84 to 896 code for a protein of 270 amino acids. The transcript is spliced from 11 exons. Gene Ontology annotation, molecular function: phosphatidylinositol binding; phosphatidylcholine intramembrane carrier activity; phosphatidylcholine binding. The record is from RefSeq and is a predicted model, not a curated record. Gene Ontology annotation, biological process: phospholipid transport.